AUGGUAGAUUAUAUUUUCACGGUUUCAACAUUCGUUUCCGUUAUAUUAAUCUUGAUUCCUCUAGGAUUUCAUAUUCAAUUAAGAAAUUCAGGAGCAAUAUUGAUGACAAUGUGGAUAUCGAUAACAAAUUUUAUUUUGUUUGUGAACUCGAUUCUUUGGGCAGACGAUCUAGAAGAUAAAGCUCCUACCUGGUGUUAUAUAACGCCGCCCAUUUAUGUAGCAGCCCAUGUUGGAUUAAUGGCUUCUAUUACCUGCAUGAUUUAUAAUUUAUAUAGCUAUGUGGAAUAUCCAACAAUCAUCACCGAGGUGUACAAAAGAAGGCAAAUAUACACUGAAUUAUUCAUAUCGAUAGUAAUGCCAUUUGUUCUUACUGCGUUAGGAUAUUUAGUAUUUAAAAACAAAUAUAGUAUAAGACCUAUAUUAGGCUGUUUCUUACACGCUCAUAGUCGUUGGCUUUACAUUUUAUUACUUGGUAUUUGGCCUGUUAUAAUCUCUGGAAUUGGAUGUUAUUUGGCUGCAAGGACAUCUUACACUAUUUUAAAAAAAAGAUUAGAAAUUCAAGCGUUAUUAACAUAUUGUGAAUCAGGAUUAAAUGCAUCAAGAUUUUACCGAUUGGUGCUAUUUUGCAUUACAUUUUUAAUCCUAGCAUUACCAGCAACAUUGCUUACAGUGUUAGGUAAUUUGAAUAAUGGUCUGCUUCCGUACGAUUUCUAUGAAGUACAUAAAAAUUGGAAUACAAUUAUGCGUUUUACUGCUGAAACAGGCGGCCUUUCAGUAUUAGAUUAUGCAAAACCUUUAACUGGAUUAUUUGUAUUUUUGUUCUUUGGGACCGGUCAAGAUGCUAUGAACAGUUAUCGUAAAUUUGGACUUUCAAUAAAAUUAGACAAAAUAUUCCCAUGUUGUUUCCGGGAAAGAACUAUAUCACCGACGGAUACUGUUAAUUCAUCAUAUAAUAAUACAAUAGUGGCAUCUACCCCAACAUCUUAUAGAUCACAUUUUUAUGAACGUAAUGAUGAUAAUCUAAAUCAUAUAGAUGAUUUAUUGGCGGUUUAUCCACCUGACAUAGCAAUUUCAAGAAGUCAUAAUAGUAAUAUUGGUGAGGAAGAUUAUAAUAAUAACAAUGCAAAUUAUCAUAGAGAAUCCGGAAUCGAUAAUCUACCUGGAACAUCAUCAGAUACUUUUGAUAUUGAGAAUGUUUUUCCUGCUCAA
Entrophospora sp. SA101 is the source of this 1209-nucleotide messenger RNA. NCBI's taxonomy places the organism in Eukaryota, Fungi, Glomeromycota, Glomeromycetes, Entrophosporales, Entrophosporaceae. The record is from the annotation of a GenBank genome assembly.